Centruroides sculpturatus (bark scorpion) is the source of this 1805-nucleotide messenger RNA. RefSeq names its product protein FAM107B-like. The transcript is spliced from 5 exons. Bases 366 to 1031 code for a protein of 221 amino acids. Lineage: Eukaryota; Metazoa; Arthropoda; Arachnida; Scorpiones; Buthidae. The record is from RefSeq and is a predicted model, not a curated record.
ACGUGGUUCGUUGUCAUGACUAUGGACAGUCGGUCGUCUGUAACAAACAAUGGCGGACAGAAGCGUGUUCACUUACCACAAACAACUCGCGUAGUUCAAAGGAUUAUUGUACGACGAUUUAAAUAAGUGGAAAGUAAUGUAAAUAGUCUAUUUUAUCUAUUAUAUAACUUCGUACGAAGUGUGGCAUCGUGCCAAGUUGUAAAAAGCGCAUCUGAAGUCACCGUUUCCGUCUGAAGUAUAGAGAAGAUCAGUUGUUUUUAUAUAUAAGAUGUUUAAAUGUCUUUCGAUGCUGUUUAUAAUUCGAACUUAAAACUAUGGAAUUACGUCGACUUUCAUGUUGUGCCUUUACUAAAUAACGUGAAAAAAUGGGAAAUUCCAAUCCUUCGCAGAACAAAACUUCAAAAGCAAUCGAUGGAUCGGACGAAGAUCAUAAACUACCUUCAAAAUCCAAGAAAAGUCGGUAUAAAGUCUUAAAGAAACGGUCGAACCGGGACCUUCACGUGCAGAGUGUCGUCGACUUCCACCGGAAGACGAACGGGAAAAGACCAGAUCAUAACUGCACAAAUAUGAUUCCUGAACCCGACUACAGUGAUUCUGAAGAGGAAAACGAGCAUGGACUUCGUCACACGCGGGCAUCUAAAACUAGUUCUUCCAAUGGAACAUAUGUAGAUGAUGUAUUGAUUUCUCCUAAGAAACUCACCAACCCUUGCCUUGAAUCUAUAGAAAGACAAAACUUGCAUAAAGAGCUUCUUUUUAAUCAAAAAAUAGGUAAAAGUGUUUUGGGUCAAAAAUCCGAAUUACAAAAAGCAAUGGACAAAUUUCGUGAAGAUCAAAAGAAAAAAGAGUUGGAAGAAGAACGGUUAAAGAAACGAACAGUUUUGGAAAAGAAACUUGAAGAGCAAGCAAAUAAAUUGAAACAGCAAGAAGAGCAAGAUUUAAAGAAGGACGAACCACAGGACCAACCUGAAUUUCUUCGCGUGCACGCGAGAGUCUGUGCCCAGACGGUGUCGGUGGAUUCGAAGUCUUCAUAGUGCGAAUGCCCUGGCUAAACACUGUACAUACCUCGAACACAAAAAACGAACGAUAUAUGCAAGGGGGGAGUAAGUAGCAAAGAGCAGUAUUAGUUUCAUCUCUGUUGAGUAAAUAUAUUUUUAAGACGCCCUCCGUAUUAUUUUGGCGUCGGCGAUGUUUACUUAGAUCGUAAAUGUUUUAUCGAAGUUUGGCAUCGUUUAAUCCGUUUACAGCAGAUUGUAUUUGAAUUUUAUGUACAAAUUGCAUGGAAUUCGACCAGAUUUGUUCUGUCAUCGACCAUAUUUAUGCGAAAAUGUUCAAAUGUUCUACUUAAUGUUCAAAGCACUACCACUGUUGCAAUGGUGUUGAGUUACAGUACUGUAGAAAACCAUACAUUGUUAUUCUAAACGGAAAUAUUUUUAGAAUGUUAUCAAUCCAUGUGUUGUAUUUCUAUUUUAUUUUACAAAAUAUUUUGAUAUACUUUAUUAAAUGUCUUGACAAAAAAUAUAUUAUCUAACCAAAAGGUAAUUUAUAAAUACUAACAAUCAAUUAACCCACUAAAGAAAUCAAACUGUAACUAAACCAAAAACCAUUGCCCGUGUGCAAAGUGCCAAGAAUAUCGCUACACGAUUCCGAGCCGGAUCGUGAUUCUGUAAAUUUGUUCUAUCUAAUGUACUAUACCUAUUUGAAAUUUAACAUAUCUAAGUUCUGUUAUUGCAAAAUAACUGUUUUGUAACAUUUAAAUAACUCGCAAUGACUGUUCCAGUGAAAUAAAAACUAAUUUCUUAAAAAAA